Dendronephthya gigantea is the source of this 1029-nucleotide messenger RNA. Its product is annotated as short-chain-enoyl-CoA hydratase-like. Gene Ontology annotation, molecular function: catalytic activity. Bases 45 to 881 code for a protein of 278 amino acids. NCBI's taxonomy places the organism in Eukaryota, Metazoa, Cnidaria, Anthozoa, Malacalcyonacea, Nephtheidae. The record is from RefSeq and is a predicted model, not a curated record. The transcript is spliced from 3 exons.
UCACACUACAGUGUAACAAUUUGGUAAUUUCCAAAUUUGACACGAUGUUUUUCGUCAAAACGAGAUUUUUAAGACGUUUUGCAUCGACCUUUGUUGUUAAACAACAGCAGGGAGCUGUGUUUUCAAUUCAAAUUAACCGUCCUGAGGUGAGGAACGCGGUAAAUCACGAAACAGCCGAGCAACUCAGACAUGCUUUUAGACAGUUUGAAAAUGAUGAUGGUUGCCGUGUAGCCGUUUUGUCAGGCUGUUUUGACACAUUUUGUGCUGGAUAUGACCUUAAGGAAGUCGCGAAACUUGGCACAAACAAAGAAAAACAAAUAUUUAAGGAAAUUCUUAUGGGUGAACAAGGGCCUAUGGGCCCCACAAGGGAGAAUUUUAGUAAGCCAGUAAUUGCUGCAAUAUCGGGACAUGCUGUUGGUGGUGGUCUUGAACUUGCUUUGUUGUGUGACUUGAGAGUUGUUGAACAUGAUGCAAAGAUGGGCUUUUUAAACAGAAGAUUUGGAGUUCCUCUAAUUGAUGGUGGUACUGUCCGCUUAAGUAAACUGAUUGGUCUUUCUCGUGCAAUGGAUCUCAUUCUCACAGGGAGGACAGUUGAUUCGAAUGAGGCUUUAACUAUUGGUUUAGCCAACCGAGUUGUUUCCAAAGGUACCGCUUAUAGUGAGGCCUUUGAGUUAGGAAAACAGAUUGCUGCUUUUCCGCAAGCAUGUUUAACUGCUGAUCGUCAGUCAGCAUAUUAUGCUAUGUUUAAUGCACCCUCAUUGGACGAUGCUUUGAGAUUUGAGAAAGAAAAUUCCGAGGAUUGUCUUCUGGAAGCAAUAAAUGGUGCGACACGCUUUGUUGCUGGUGCUGGUCGUGGUGGAACAUUUAAUGAUGACCAUUAGAUUUACAGCUAAUUUAUGUGUGUGAAUGUUAUAAUAGGUGGGGCAACUUGUGGAUGUAUUUUAUUAAGUGUAUUUUAUGUUUUUCAUUUAAAAAAGUUAUAAAUGUUAUGACCUCUUGUUCUCUAAUCAGGUGUAAUGGUGGAGGUGA